Messenger RNA from Monomorium pharaonis (pharaoh ant), 3033 nucleotides. RefSeq names its product cGMP-dependent 3',5'-cyclic phosphodiesterase. Gene Ontology annotation, molecular function: 3',5'-cGMP-stimulated cyclic-nucleotide phosphodiesterase activity; 3',5'-cyclic-GMP phosphodiesterase activity; 3',5'-cyclic-AMP phosphodiesterase activity. The transcript has 13 exons. Gene Ontology annotation, biological process: negative regulation of receptor guanylyl cyclase signaling pathway; cGMP catabolic process; regulation of mitochondrion organization. NCBI's taxonomy places the organism in Eukaryota, Metazoa, Arthropoda, Insecta, Hymenoptera, Formicidae. The record is from RefSeq and is a predicted model, not a curated record. Bases 362 to 2572 code for a protein of 736 amino acids. Gene Ontology annotation, cellular component: perinuclear region of cytoplasm; cytosol; synaptic membrane.
UUAUAGCAAAAUAAAAGGUUGCGAUACAAUCGCGCGCAAUUCUCGCCCGUCUGCGAUGAUCAGUAAUGACAAGUGACACGGUGUUCGGCGGUUCUCAUUCUUAUUGAAUUCCCUCCUCAUAGGCUGUGGUUUAGUUACACGAGACGGAAUCUCCGUAUUCUAACGAAGUUUAUUCAUUGAGUGUGUUUGAUGUCAACCCGCGCGGAAGAUCGUGAAGAGGCGAUCGAUGUCGCCGAUGGAUCGCUUCGUGACGGUGUCUUUAGCAUGUCGCGUUUCACCUUGAAAUGAUCUACGGGAGAGGAGGGUGAGGAAGAUUCGAUUCGGGAUCGGGAUCGGGAUCGACAUCGACAUCGACAUCGAGAUGAGUUCGAAUCCAAUCUCCGAACCGGCGCGAAUCCUCGCGCUGGUCGAACAACUGUGUGACCUACCGUACAUAGAAGUACAGCGGCGAUUGAACAAAUACGUACAAGAUGUGACAAAUGCAAAGCUAGUUUUUCUCAUAUCUGUACUAGUAGAAUCUGAAGAAAUGGUUAUCCAUGUGAUAGGUGAAGAAAUUUUGGAUAGAGAAUUCCGAUUUCUUAUAUCAAACAAUGUUUUAUACGAGGCUGUGAUAAAUAAAACAUCAUUAGCCCUGAGCGUUGCGAAGCUCGAUAAUGAAUUAUUGAGAUACAUUAAUAGAAUAACGAACGCAACGCCACAAUCUUUGUUGACAAUCCCGAUACAACAUCCUUUCAAGCAUUACACGGUUUUGCUUGUGUGCCUGGUAGAUUAUGUAGAUGGAGAUGAAGCUAGAAAUACUUGUACAGAGAUAGUUCAAGAAUGCUUUAGGUUUUGCCUCGGAUACUUGCUCAGUUCGUUACGUUGCUAUGAAGAAACACGUGUGAAGCAACAAUGUCAAGAUUUAUUAGCCGUUUCUAGGAAGCUUUUCACAUAUUUAGGAGAUUUUUCUGAUCUCCUGCGCGAGAUUAUGGCGGAAGCCAGAAAACUGACAAACGCGGAGAGAUGUUCUUUAUUCCUUUUGGAUCCUGAUGAACAAGAUUUGGUCGCCAAAGUGUUCGAUGGCAUUUCCACGGGAGAAUCUAUAAGCGAGAUGAGAAUACCUAUUGGACAAGGUAUAGCCGGUCAUGUUGCAACUACUGGUAAAUUACUUAAUAUUCGAGACGCUUAUAAUCAUCCCCUCUUUUAUCGCGGGAUAGAUGAAGCAACAGGAUUUAAAACAAGAAAUAUUUUGUGCUUUCCGAUACAGGACGAGAAAGGCAUUGUUGGAGUGGCUCAAUUGUGCAAUAAAAUAAACGGAUUAUAUUUUGAUGCCUUUGACGAACAAAUUGCAACAGCAUUCAGCAUCUAUUGCGGCAUAUCAAUAAUGCAUAGUAUCGUUUAUAAAAAAAUGCAAGAUGCUCAAGCUCGAAAUAAGCUCAGUAAUGAAAUAAUGAUGUAUCACAUGAAGGUGGAAGAAUCUGCUGUGCAGGCAUUGUUGAAUUGCAGGGAUGAUCAUAAUAUUAAAGAUUUCAACAAAUUCCAUUUUAGUCCGAGAAAUGUACCUUAUAAACAUAUACCUUGUUAUACCAUUAAAAUGUUUAUAGACUUAAAUUUCUUGAAGCAUUGGAAAAUCAAAAUGUCUACGCUUGCAAGAUUUAUACUGUAUGUCAAAAAGGGCUACAGAGACGCACCUUAUCACAAUUGGACACAUGCAUUUUCCGUGGCACACUUUGCAUAUCUGUUGAUAAAAAAUAUGCAACUUAUUGAGGAAAAUUACAUGACACCCUUACAGGCUUUGGUGUUCUUUGUAUCGUGUUUAUGUCAUGAUAUAGACCACAGAGGAACUAAUAAUUCAUUUCAAACUCAGUGCGGCACCGUACUAGCAAGUCUUUAUAGUUCAGAGGGAUCCGUUAUGGAGUACAUACAGAGACAUCAUCUUGCACAAACAAUGUGUAUUUUAAACACCGAUGGCUGCAAUAUAUUUGAAAGUUUGGACAGUAAUGAGUACAGCGAAGCUUUGGACUUAUUGAGGACCAAUAUACUUGCGACUGAUUUAGCUUCUCACUUUCGCAGCAUAAAGAACCAGGAAGAAAUGAUUCGUAAUGGUUACAACAAAGAUGAUUUGAAACAACGGAAGCUGUUACUCGAAAUGCUUAUGACAUGUUGUGAUCUUAGUGAUCAAACCAAAGAUUGGAAAGUUUCAAAGAAAACAGCGGAACAAAUAUUUGAUGAAUUCUUUUCGCAAGGAGAUCUGGAGAAAAGCAUGGGCAAUGCGCCAGUUGAAAUGAUGGACAGGGAACGUGCGUCGAUUCCCGAUCUCCAAAUACAAUUCAUUACUAAUUUGGUUAUUCCUGUCUUUACUAAUUUGUCGUUAUUGUUUCCAUCUGCACUGCCGCUAGUUUAUAUGCUGCAACAUAAUUGCUCACUAUGGGAAGCAGCUAAGACCGUAUUUCAAAAGUAUUCGACGAAUGGAACAAAAGGAAUAGAUAUUUUGCUUGAUUCUAACUUUGAAGAUGAGGUACUUAAAAUAUUUGCUCAAAGACAUGAAUGUUCUAUGAAAAAUCCUGAUGAGUACACAGGAAGUGGAGAGUGAAUCUCACUCGUAAAAUACAUCGUAAAAUAACAUUUAAGAACAAGCAAAGUUCAAUUUGGAAUUUCCAUAAAAGCUCCUAUAAUCAAACUGUAAGAAUAGUUCCAUUCAUAAUAAUGUAAUGAUAAAUCUUUAGCAACUGCACUUUAUUGUAGAAAAAUUCGAUUUUAUAGGUUAAUUUAUUUUUAUGAAGGUAUAUUUGAAUUUAAGCAAUCGCGAGAAAAUCAAAAUGUGAUUUUAAAAGCAAUGAGCUUAUUAUAUUUAAUGAGAAAAAUAGAUGUAAAUAAUACGCAUUUAAAUAAUUCUGAGAAAGACCAAAUGAUUAUUAGAUGUACAUUGUGCACUGCCAAUUUAAAUAAUUUGUGCUGCACAUUACACAACAUUGAUACAAUAUAAUUGUAUGAUGAAUUAAAAAAAUUUAUUUCAUAAUUCUCAGUUUAUUGAUGUGUAAUUGUACAAAAAAA